CCUUUCUCUAUAUAACAAUACAACCGUGCUAACAAGCCCCUUGUGCCGUCCUCCUCUUUUCUUUUUUUUCUUUCCUUCUCCAAGCAAAGGCUUUUGAAACAUAUGGCUUUAGCGGCUGCUUUCCUCCUCCUUCUGCUGGCCACUCCGGCAGCUUACGCCGUGCAAUACACCGUAGGUGACAGCGCCGGCUGGACCACUGGUGGUGAUUACACAACUUGGGUUCAAGGGAAAACGUUCAACGUAGGAGACACUCUUCUGUUUACAUACGGUGGCAGCCACAAGGUGGACGAAGUAUCCAAAAGUGACUAUGACAACUGCAACAGCGGAAAUUCUCUAAAAUCCUACAGCAACGGUAACACCGUCAUCACUCUGUCCACCGCAGGCUCGAUGUAUUUCAUAUGCCCCACCGCGGGACAUUGUGCGGGAGGCAUGAAGCUAGCCAUCGACGUCGUAGCAGCCAGUGGCAACACGCCCUCCACCUCAUCUCCUCCGUCUGGUUCACCUAGUGGCUCAUCAUCAUCACCCCCGCCACCGCCUAGCCGUAGCGGAGCACCUAGCAUCAUGAAUAAUAGCGGUUUGAUUCUAGGCUUUUCGCUCGUGUUGGGAGCCGUCCUUGCAGUUAUGAGCUAGGGGAGAGGCAGUGCUAUAUUGUUAUUGCUUUCGUUUUGCUCAAUAUUCUGUGUGAUUUUUUUCCCCUUUCUGUACCCAGAGAUAUAGAUUUAUGUCUAAAUAAAUUAUCUUGAUUUAUGAUUAAAAAUGGGUUUUAUUUUUAA
Theobroma umbraticum is the source of this 773-nucleotide messenger RNA. Its product is annotated as uclacyanin-3-like. NCBI's taxonomy places the organism in Eukaryota, Viridiplantae, Streptophyta, Magnoliopsida, Malvales, Malvaceae. The record is from RefSeq and is a predicted model, not a curated record. Gene Ontology annotation, molecular function: electron transfer activity. Gene Ontology annotation, cellular component: plasma membrane.